Messenger RNA from Paramormyrops kingsleyae, 2038 nucleotides. Its product is annotated as UDP-GalNAc:beta-1,3-N-acetylgalactosaminyltransferase 2. Lineage: Eukaryota; Metazoa; Chordata; Actinopteri; Osteoglossiformes; Mormyridae. Gene Ontology annotation, molecular function: UDP-glycosyltransferase activity; hexosyltransferase activity. Gene Ontology annotation, biological process: protein O-linked glycosylation. Gene Ontology annotation, cellular component: Golgi membrane. The record is from RefSeq and is a predicted model, not a curated record.
AGCGUCAUGAAGGGCGCCGCAGCUAUAUAGCGGCCGGCCUGCCCACAUUUGUGAUCGGUUUGUGUUUUGUAAAGCUAUGCCGCUAUGAAUACUUGUUUAGCUCCCUGAAUAAGUUGAAAUUUUACCUUUAAUCAUUGUUAAUGAGAAGCGCUGUAUUGCUGCUGUUGUGUCCGUGUAUUGUGGCAAUACUGAUCCAUGCCUGGUUGAUACUGUACAGACCGUCUGGUGGGUCCUCCAGGGAUCCAGCAGGUGGGCUUUCGGCCGAUGUGCUGGUGGGGAUUCUUUCGGCGCGACACCACUAUGAUCUCAGGGAGGCGAUAAGGGAGACCUGGAUGGGGUAUCUCCGGGACCAGCACUACUUCAGACACAGAGUGGAGGUGAAGUUCAUUGUAGGUCGGCAUGGCUGUCACAUACCAGAGGAGGACAAGGAAGACCCAUACUCCUGUACCCUGCUGAACCUGACAGAACCAGCAGCACAUGUGGCUGGACAAGAGGUGGAGAUUGUCAGCAAGCUCCAGGCACCUGUCCUGAGCCCCUCUGAUGUGCCGGUGAUCAGCUUCGACUUCAAGGUUCUGCAUCCCGUCGUGAUCACCCAGUUAGGGGUGUUCCCCAGGGGCCCAAACUGGGGACUCCCUGGGAACCUGUCAGUCACGCUCUUCCCACUGGAUCAGGAGGAGCCAGUGAUAAGUGUCCAAUUCAGCCCUGAUGGCCCUGGGACAAACAUGAAUGGAGUGUGGUACAAAACAGUGGAGAAGUUUAUCCUACCCAAGGGCUUUGAAGGGACGCUUCUCUGGGAGGCCCUGGACCCGGCCGAUCUGACGAUGGCGAACGUCUCGCAGGUGUGCUGGGACACCGGGGGAGGAGUGCUGAAGAUAGCCACCGUUGCAGAUGGCAUAUUGCCACACAGAGACGCACGCGGAUUCCCUGGAUUAGCAGGGGGAUUCACCUUCUCCAUCUACGAUACAGCGGGGCUGUCGGAGAUGCUGCGGGGGCGGCCCGGCCGGAUGACCACCCAGGAGGCCCAGCUGGCACGGGAGGAGGAGCUGCUGGAGCAGGAGAGUCAGCGGCACGGCGACCUGGUUUUUGUGAAUGUGGUGGACACCUAUAGGAACGUCCCAUCCAAGGUCCUGCAGUUCUACAAGUGGUCACUGAGAAAUGCUGACUUCAGGCUGCUUCUGAAGACUGAUGAUGACUGUUACAUCGAUGUGGAUGCUGUGCUGAGGAGAAUCAAGGACCGGCACCUGGGCAGGAGGAACUUCUGGUGGGGAAAUUUCAGGCAGAACUGGCCAGUGGACCGGGUCGGGAAGUGGCAGGAGCUGGAGUACUCUAGCCCAGUGUACCCAGCCUUUGCCUGCGGCUCUGGCUACGUCGUCUCCAGGGACCUCGUAGAAUGGCUGGCUUUCAAUGCAGAGAAGCUCAAGGCUUACCAGGGUGAGGACGUGAGCAUGGGUAUAUGGAUGGCUGCACUUUGUCCGGAGAAGCAUCAGGACUCGGGCUGGCUCUGUGAGCAGGCCUGCUACCUGGAUAUGCUGUCCUCCCCCCAGCACACGGCCGAGGAGCUGCGUCUGCUGUGGCGGCGAAAGCAGGCCUGUGGGGACCCAUGUGGGUGUCCCUGGGACCUAGACUAAGCUGGUGGGGGGGCAUGGCCAGGGCUGGGACCAAGUUCACUCCUGCAGAUUACUUCAUGGUUUCCAGGCUGUCCCUGACAGACAUUGACUGCAUACACACACUACUGGUGCUCAGGUGUUUGUCUAAAUCAGUCUCGACCUGGGGUGCGUUUCCCAAAAGCAUAGUUGCUAACUACGUUAGCAACUUGAGUAGUUUGAACUAUGUAAGUACGAUGCUGGUGCUUGCCAAAACCAUAGUCUGGUUCUUGGGCACCCCUAAGCAAUCCAAGUUUUUGCUUCCUCCCAGCUCCCAACCAAUCAAGAACACCGGAUACCUGAUAUUGGGGUAUUGGCAGCUGGGAGAGAGCUAUAAUGUAGAGUGACGGGGGGGGGGUCGCUGAGGACUGGGAUGAGAAGCACCAGUUGAAGUA